Messenger RNA from Vitrella brassicaformis, 2490 nucleotides. The record is from the annotation of a GenBank genome assembly. Lineage: Eukaryota; Vitrellaceae.
CCCUCUCUGACGUCAUCUGGCAGCAAUCCAUUCGGCCCCCCUUGAGCGAAUUCAUUCAACUCUGUCGUCCACUCACACCCACGCCAUGGAUGUACGAGUGAGUGAAGUCGAGUGAGACUAAUCAAUCACAUGAUGGCACACGCCUGCCCACAAUGCGGGCCGCAGACAGGCACCCCGGUCCCAGGCUCGAUGCGGAUGCCUUCUAUAGCCGUCCAUCCCACCACACACGAACAACACACACAAACGUGUUUUUAUGCAUCGUGUGCUCCUUCCCACCCUGCCUGCCUGCCUCCCCUGUUGUCUCUCACCUGAGUCUCUUGCGUGGCGCAUGAUGAUGUCGGUCUCGUAUUGCCGCUGCAGCGAACACAGCUGCACGAGGGGAGGACAGAAAUGUAGCACAUGCAUCCAUCCAUCCAAUGUUUGUUGCGUCUGCCCGCCAGCCAGUCCUACGCCCAUCGCAUCGACCCACCUCACCCACCUGAUCGUCCAGAAGGCUCUUCUGCGCCGCCAGCCGCUUGUUCUCCUCCUAACUCACGCAAAGCAGACACCUCCCCUGAGUUGAAAUAACAGAAGCGUGAUGGUGGUGGCCUACCUCUAGUCUUUGGACACGCUCAGUGAGAUUCGAUAUCUGGUCGGCAGCCAACGUGGCCUCCACGCCGGUGAGCGAGUGGCCGUAGGGGUGAGGCUGAGGCGGCCGACGCAUCGCUGACUCACUCGGAUAAGCACUGCUCACAUCACCUGCGCACCGCACGGACAAACAAUAUGAAAGACAUCAUGUGCACGAAUGCCCCCUUCUCUUGUUUUCUCCCCUGCCCACCUCCGUACAGCGGCCCAUUUGGGGGCUCAGCUUGUGGCUCCGGCACACCAUUGACGCCAGGCAGGCUGUCGGGAGUCGCGGUGCUGCCGCUCGCAGCCCCGCCAGCGUCCACUGCCCUCGCCCCGGGCCGCCAGGGCACCUCCCAUGGCGACGACUGCAUGGCUUCGGUGGAUGGGGCCACAUCUGUCGACGUGCGCGUGCCGAAGACGGUGGAUGGGGGCGGCUGGGGUGUGGUUGUUGACGGGAGUCGGGGCGUGGGCGACACUGACGACUCGAGAUUCUGCGGCGCUUCACGGCGCAUUGCCAUCACUGCAGGCAUACAGGACGCUCUCAGCUCUGCCGGCGUCCCCUUCCUUUGUGCUCGUGUGUGUGUUGCGUACCAGUGUAGUCGUCAAGGAGUGAUGGCAGCGCGGGCAGAGUGGGUGCGUCGGACCUCAUCAUGAGGCAGUGGGCGCGGACGGGCUCCACAGGGCUCGUGAAGGAUGGGCCGCCCAGGAUGGCACCCACAUACUGACAGCAGGAAGGAAGGCAUCGACUCAUGCACCCACUGGAUGAUGACGGAUCUUGUCUUGUCUGUCGAUGCCGAUCUGCACUGUUCUCUCUCACCUGUGCGCAGAGCGGUAUCGAAUCGAAGUACAAGAAAGCGGCCGCCUGAUGAUCUGCACACAGGCGCACACAGACAUGAUGGACGCAUGGGAUGACUGACGCUUGUGGCUGGCCGUAUGUCAGCACCGACCGUGUCUUCGUCUGGGGUCGAAGAGCAGCGGGAAGAAUGACGCAGUGGACGACGGGUCAGCAGCGUUGGUGUUGAAGUACAGGUGCACCAGCAGCGCCUCAGGGCCACGACUCAGCAGCAGGGACGCAUGCCGCCGAUACUUGUUGCACACACGAGCUGCACACACACACACACACACAACCAUGAUGCCUGCCAAAGCACUCAGUCGGUUAAGGAGCCUUCUCACCAAGCUCGAGAAUGAUGUUGUGGAUGUCCGAUGGUCUGGUUUCGAGCGCCUUCUCGACCCGCAGUGCCACACCGUAGCGAGGCAGCGGGCCCAUUAAACCCGUCACAUCCGCCUCCUGCACCAGCCACCGACCCAGUCAUUCGCUGCUCGCUGCACGUGUGUAUGCUAUGCGUGUGUGUGUGCUUGCCUGCAGGUCGACUCGUAUGGCGAGGUCCCGCAGCUGCACGAUGGCGUCGGCCACGGUGCUGCUGAUAUGACGGUCAGACUGGAGGUACAGACACGCCUAGACCACCACCAACAACUAUGAGUGACGACAACUGCCCCAGCUGCUUUUCCUUCUGUGUGAAUGUGUCGCUCGCAUUGUGUGUGUCGUGUGGGUUUGUUUCCCCCCAAUCACCUACCUCCAUGCAGGCGAUUUUGGCUCCCGCAGACGCCCCUCCAUGGAACGCGGCACCCUUGGACGCCUCGACCUUGUAUGAGAAACCAGUGGUGCUCCCGGGCAUCGGACUGUCGAUAUAUUGCAGAUUCCUCUGCCGCCGUCGCUGGCUGGGGUGGUGGCUGAUACUUGUGUCCUGGACUUGACAAUGUGUGUUUGGUUGCUGAAGCUCCCUCCAAGUCAGACAAUUCUGACGCUAAAGUUGUCGUUUCUUGAUGAUGGAGGAUGUCAACAAUGGCUUCAGUGAUGACCGUAACAGCGACACUAAAGAAAGG